Molecule: messenger RNA, 910 nt
Organism: Ectocarpus siliculosus
Lineage: Eukaryota; Phaeophyceae; Ectocarpales; Ectocarpaceae
Source: the annotation of a GenBank genome assembly
AUGAGUUCGGGGAGAGUGUGCCACUUCAAGCUGGUGUUGCUCGGGGACACGGCGGUGGGGAAGUCAUGUCUCGUUGUGCGUUUUGUGAGGGACGAGUUCUUCGAGUACCAAGAACCCACGAUCGGAGCCGCGUUCCUGACACAAAAGGUGCAGCUCGAUGACGCGACUGUAAAAUUCGAGAUUUGGGAUACCGCUGGGCAGGAGCGAUACCGUAGCCUCGCACCCAUGUACUACCGGGGGGCGGCGGCGGCGAUCGUGGUGUACGACGUUACGAACAAGGAGUCUUUCAACGGUGCUAAGUCGUGGGUGAAGGAGCUGCAGCGUAGAGGAGACCCGAACGUGAUUAUCGCGCUCGCGGGCAACAAGGCUGACCUCGAGCAUCGCAGGCAAGUGCAGUCGGAAGAGGCUCGCCUGUACGCGGAAGACAACGGUCUGAUUCACAUGGAAACCUCGGCCAAGAGCGCGCAAAACGUCAAGAGCAUUUUCGUCGAGAUCGCCCAAAAGCUACCGAAGGCCACGGUGCAGCCAGAGAGGGAAGCGUUCCCCAUCAUGCGGCCGAGGACGGAGCAAAAAUCUGGAUGCUGCUGAGACCAACGGGAGUACCACCCCUCCCCCCACCGUUCUCGUCACCCCAGCCCGUCCCUCUCUUUUCGCAGGAGCUUCACACAGCAGUGUUUGUUGUUGGUGUAGAAGUUUGGUGCCAUUCUCCGGCCUAUCAGCAUUCACCCCCCGGUUCAACAUGGCCCGUGGGGCUACAGCAGUUCUUGGAAGUUUGAUGGCUGUUGGGGCGUGGGGUGCACACAGCUUGGGGUGGGAAUCAAUCUGGUUCGUCUGCGAACAGGCAGAAAUAUUCGACCGACGUCAAGAUUGGGUAGAUAGCUGUGACAAGACAUGGCACCGCUAGCUUUGU